AUGAUUGCGUAUGUAUCUUCGUCGAGGGUGUUAGAGUUGAGUGACAAAUUUAUUGACAUCAGUAAUGAUGGAAUGUGGUUUGUAAAGUUCUACGCUCCAUGGUGUGCUCACUGCCGGCGCUUGGAGCCGGUGUGGGCACAUGUAGCACAAUCCCUUUACAACACCCCUAUUAAAGUGGCAAAAGUUGAUUGUACCCGUUUUACUGCAGUGGCUACUCACUUCAAAGUAAGAGCUUACCCUACAAUUAUGUUUAUCAAAGGAUCUUAUCAACAUGUGUACAACGGUGAAAGAGAGAAAGAUGAAAUGAUUAACUAUGCUAUGCGUAUGGCCCAACCUGCGAUUCAGAGAGUUACACAUGCAGACAGCAUUGGAUAUUUAAAAGAAACUCACAAUAUAUUUUUUGGAUAUGUGGGGAAGCAGCAAGGACCAUUAUGGGAGAUGUUCGAACUUCAUGCUGAAAGAUAUCGGCCUCAUACAUGGUUCUACCUAAUGUCACAUGAAGUAAUAAAAAAUGAGAUGCACCCUCCCAAUGAGUCAGCAGUAUUUGUUUAUAAAGAAGAUGGUAUUUAUUUUUUUGAAGCCAAUCCAGCCCUAAUAGACGACAAGGAAACUUUGAAUAUUACUCUGGACAGAUGGAUAAACUCUGAAAGGUUUGGAUUUUUCCCAAAAAUCACUAGAGCUAACAUAAAUGAUAUUAUGGACAUACAAAAGUAUAUUGUCAUGGCAAUCGUAUCGGAGAACAAGCUGGGUGAAAUAACACAAACCGAAAAGGAUUUUAAAGAGAUGGUUGAAAGUAUCAUUAGAAAAAAGAAAUCUGAACUUCAUGAUCAUUUCCAAUUUGGUUGGAUGGGAACUACGGAAUUAGCAAAUUCUAUAGCCAUGUCUGAAUUGACUGUCCCACAUUUGUUGGUGUUAAAUUCCACAACCAGACAUCAUCACAUACCGGACGAUGAUCCCGUACUUAUGACAGCAGAGGCGGUUGCGUUGUUCCUUGAUCAAAUUCUAAAGCAACAAGCACCUGCAUAUGGAGGUAAUAAUUGGCCAGUCCGUUUAUACAGAGGAUUUUUCGAAGCAAGAACAACACUGAGUAAUAUGUGGAGGGGAAAUCCAGUGUUAACGGCGCUUGUGUUUGGUCUACCUCUUGGUUUCCUUUCUUUAAUAUUUUAUUCUAUUUGUUGCACUGACAUACUUGAUGCGGAAGAACAAGAGCCAGAGUCUCACGAAAAGAAGGAUUAA
Molecule: messenger RNA, 1236 nt
Organism: Parnassius apollo (apollo)
Lineage: Eukaryota; Metazoa; Arthropoda; Insecta; Lepidoptera; Papilionidae
Source: the annotation of a GenBank genome assembly